AUGGAAGAGCUAGGAAGAGAGUUGAGGAAAUUGAGGUGGGAAAUGACAAGGCGACUGAGGGAAGUCGGAGAGAGACUAAGAGGCUUGGAAGAGAGGUUAGAGGCGCUGGAAGGAGAAGGUCUGAGAAGGGAAGAAGAGGUAGCAGGUGAGAGGGAGGAGCUGAGGAGUAUGCGGGAAGCGAGAAGAAGAGGCAGUGGAAAAGAGGAAGCGCAAAGGGACAGCGAAGAAGGAGAGAGGGAGAAGAAGAGGAUCGGACAGGACGACAGGAGAGAGGGAAGGAGAGGAAAAAAGGAACAAUUGGAUGGAGAGAAGAGGGAGGAGAGAAUGGGGGAAGGCGAGAACGAGAGGAGAAGAGAAGAGAGGGAAGAGGAGGGGAGGGGACGGAAGGACAGAGACGAGGAGAGCUGGUGGCAGGAGUCGAGAAGAGAAGGGGAGAAGAAGAGGCGAGGGGGCGAGGAGAGAGGCGAGGAGGAAGGAAGCAGCCAAGAGGGGAGGAAAGUGAAGGAGGGACAGGCAGGAGGAGCUGGCAGGGAGGAGAGGAAGAGCGCAGAGAGAGCGGAGGAGGAAGAUGGGGAGAGAAAUGGGAACGGUGAUGGUAAAAAGGAGAGGGGGAUAGAGGCAUGGAAAAGGGUGGAAAGGGAAAUGGAGAGGAGGAUGAGGGAGAUAGCAGAGAGAGAGGGGUGGGAAAGGGUGAGGAGGACGGAAAGGGAGAGAAGAGUAAGGGAGGUGAGAAGAAGAAACAUAAUAUGGAGGGGAGUGGAGGGGGAGGGGGUGAUAGAAAGAAAGGCGAUAAUAGAGGGGAUUAUGAAGAGGGAAACGGGAAAGGAGGUGGAGUUAGGGAUAGUGUCAGAAAGAGUGGGGGAAAGGGGGACGAUAGUGGUGAUAACGGAGGUGGUGAGAGAGGAGGAUAGAGACUGGUUGCUAGAGAGGAGGGCGGAGAUAAAGAAUCGCUGGGAUGUAAGGUUGGAUGAGGAUCUGUCAAUGGAGGAGAGGAAAAUCAGGUGGAGGAUGUUAGAAAGGGCAAAAGAGGAGAGAAAUAAGGGAAAGAAGGUGUACGUAGGGAAUAGAAGCAUGUGGGUGGACGGGAUAGAAUGGGUAUGGAAUAAAAGGAAAGAAAAGUGGGAAAUAGGAAGAGACGGAGGAGAUAAGGAGAGAGACGUGGAAGGGGAGAAGAGAGGUGAGAAAGAAGCAGGAGAAGCAGGAGGGAAGGAGAGAAGGAGAGAAAGCCUGAAGAAGAUGGAGAAGGCAAAGCAGGGAGAGCAGAGGAAGUCAGGAGAAAAAGAGGAGGAGGAGAGGUCCCAGAAGGAAAAAGGAAGGAGAGGUUUGAAGAGAGGUUGA
Molecule: messenger RNA, 1338 nt
Organism: Monomorium pharaonis (pharaoh ant)
Lineage: Eukaryota; Metazoa; Arthropoda; Insecta; Hymenoptera; Formicidae
Product: cilia- and flagella-associated protein 251-like
Exons: 2
Coding region: 1-1338 (445 amino acids)
Source: RefSeq, a predicted model, not a curated record